UCAUAAGAAGGCGCCGAGGGUUCGGAAGGCUACGGAGGCUACACGUGAGCCAUGGAUACACCGCUGAGGCGCAGCCGGCGGCUGGAAGGCUUAAAACCUCUUUCUCUAGAGAACCUUUCGGACCGCAAGGUCCCUCGGGCGAAACGGGCUCUAGUAGAUUUCCAGACAAACCCAGAAGAAACAGGAGAGCUCGAGCCUCCGAGCGUUCCACCACUGGGCCUUGCGUCUCCCCUACGUGAGCCGGAGACUAGCCCUGGAUCACCCUGCCCUAGACAGGAAGCGGCGUCUCCCCCGCGUCAGCCGGAGACUAGCCCUGGAUCACCCUGCCCUAGACAGGAUGCCGCGUCUCCCCCGCGUCAGCCGGAGACUAGCCCUGGAUCACCCUGCCCUAGACAGGAUGCAUACUUUGAGUCCUCACCAAGGCAGCCAGAGCCUCCCUCUGGGGCCCUUCAGCUUCAUCAAGAUCUGGACCUGGAGUCAACUGCGAGACAGACAGCAUCGAGUCCGGAAUCCCCGCAACAAGAGCAACCAUCCAAACUAUCUCCCACACAGGGAGAACUGGACUCUGAAGCGGCCCACGCUGAAGACGAGGUAAUCCCAAGAUCCCCCGAGCCUUGCCCGGGCCAGCAAGCACCGGGUCCCGAGCCCUCUCAGCCAACACAGGAGCUGACAAUUCAGGCACCUAGCUCCCCAAAGCGCCAGCUAGAGCCAAGCAAGCUGCCUCCGGCAGGACAGACAGUAACAGAAAGUCUUGACCAAAAGAAGCGAGUUAUAACUUCUCCCCAGGCCCCAGCGUCCAAGAAAUUGAAGGAGAAGGAGGAACUUCCUGUAAUUCCGAAAGGGAAGCCCAAAUCCGGGCGUGUGUGGAAAGACCGCUCCAAGAAGAGGUUCUCCCAGAUGGUUCAGGACAAGCCCCUGCGUACCUCCUGGCAGCGCAAGAUGAAAGAGCGACAGGAGAGAAAGCAGGCUAAGGACUUCGCCCGGCACCUGGAGGAGGAGAAGCAGCGGCGCCGGCAGGAGAAGAAAGAGCGCCGGGCUGAAAACCUGAGACGCCGUCUAGAAAAUGAACGCAAGGCUGAGAUUGUCCAAGUGAUCCGAAAUCCUGCCAAGCUCAAGAAAGCAAAGAAGAAGCAGUUGCGCUCCAUUGAAAAAAGAGACACCCUGGCCUUGCUCCAGAAACAGCCACCCCAGAGGCCGGUAGCCAAGGUCUGAGCUCAGGACAGUCCAGAGACCUCAACAAGCCAAGAGUCACAGCAAACAAGAGACCUCUCAGGCCAUGGACUGACACCUCUCCUGGGACCAGUACACAAACGCUAUCACAUUAAGAUGGAGACUCCAGCCCAGAGAGAACUGAAGACUGUGCUAGGACUCAAGAGAACUGUCGUCAUCUCCUUUCCCGCCUGUUCCAAGUGCCUUGUGAUCAUGAACUGUUGCGGGUGCAGCAGCAGUGCAUACCUUUAAUCCCAGUGCUCAGGAGACAGACAGACCUCUCAGAGUUUGAGGCCAGUCUUGUCUAUAGAGUACAGGAUAGCCAGGGCUACACAGAAAAAUCCUAUCUCAAAACAAAACAAACAAAAGAGGUCUUAAACUGUGAAUUCUUGUUCCCCAGGGAGCUGGUCUUGGGGUCCUGGAUAUUACACACGCCUGGAGGCCUGCUGUCAGAAGUCAGCACCUCCAUUUUUUCAGUGACACCUUGGCCACUUGUGCAUUCUGCUGAUUUGGUCCCCUCAGUCAACUGAAGCCAGCCCUUCCCUAAUUUAGCACUAAAAGAUUAAAGUGGGGAGUUGCAGGGAGCUGAGUUUGUCCCCAGCACCCCUUUCACACACUGGACUGUAGACACCUUGGGGUUCGAGCCAUGCAGAGAUGUUUAUUGGCAUCUGCCUAAUAAACCAUUAAAGUACA
This is a messenger RNA of Apodemus sylvaticus (European woodmouse), 1902 nucleotides long. It is a transcript of the gene Ccdc86, whose product is annotated as coiled-coil domain containing 86. Lineage: Eukaryota; Metazoa; Chordata; Mammalia; Rodentia; Muridae. The record is from RefSeq and is a predicted model, not a curated record. Bases 52 to 1212 code for a protein of 386 amino acids. The transcript is spliced from 4 exons. Gene Ontology annotation, cellular component: nucleolus.